Oryzias latipes (Japanese medaka) is the source of this 10865-nucleotide messenger RNA. Lineage: Eukaryota; Metazoa; Chordata; Actinopteri; Beloniformes; Adrianichthyidae. The record is from RefSeq and is a predicted model, not a curated record.
CGCGGGGAGGGCUGUUCCGCCUGUCCGCCCUCCCCUCCCACCUCUGUCCCGCAGAAAGUUUCUCCUCUUUGUGGAGGAGCAGGGAGACGGCGGGCGGUUGGAACUUUCACUGGCCGAACAUGGCUCUCUCUGCCCGGAUGUCCGGACCGCUCUGAAGUCGAGCGAAAGCACCCACUAUGUUCGGCGGAGAACGGCUUCUCUACCUUCGGAUUAAUUCAACUGGCGAGUGAACUACUAGCUAUGGCAAAUGUCAAAGUCGCAGUUCGGGUUCGACCGCUUAACUCGAGGGAGAGCCUUGACGGAGGGAGGCUUGCGGUUCAGGUAGACGAUAAGUUUGUGAAGAUCCGAAACCUAAAGCUGGAUGGACGGACAGAGGGAGGAGUGGAUUCCAGGGAGAAGCUUUUGGAGUUUUGUUUUGACUACUGCUACUGGUCGGUGGACCCCGCUGAUCCUCACUACGCCUCGCAGGAGGAGGUGUUUCAGGACCUGGGAGUGUCCGUUCUGUCCGGAGCAUCAGAGGGCUACAAUGUCUGCUUGUUUGCUUAUGGCCAAACGGGAUCAGGGAAGACUUACACCAUGAUGGGAACACCGGACUCCACAGGUUUGACUCCUCGUAUUUGCCGAGGUCUUUUUCAUGGUGAAGAGGCUUUCCAGGAUUCCCAAAACUCAAGCAGAGUGGAAAUCAGCUUCCUGGAGAUCUACAAUGAGCGCGUGCGAGACCUGCUGAGAGGAGGCGAGCAGAAAAACAGACCCUCGCUGAGAGUCCGAGAGCAUCCAGAGAAAGGACCUUACGUACAAGACCUGUCACAACACGUGGUCUCAGACUGCAAGCAGGCCAUGGACCUUCUGGAGGAAGGCAUCGCCAACCGAAUCACAGCGGCCACUCACAAUCAUGAUGCCAGCAGCCGAUCGCACGCCAUCUUUACCAUCCAGUACACACAGGCAAUCCUAGAAAACAACCUUCCUUCAGAAAUUGUCAGCAAGAUCAACCUGGUGGACUUAGCUGGAAGUGAGCGAGCAGAUCCCAACUACAGCAGAGACAGACUGACGGAGGGCUCGAACAUCAACAAGUCGCUCGUAACUCUGGGAAUUGUCAUUUCUGCACUUGCCCAGAACUCCCACAUGUCGAGCAGCUGUCAGAGCAUCAACAGUGUGGCCUCCGAGGGUGACGGCAGUAUGGUGGGGAGUAACAGCAGCUCCCUGUCAGGAGGCGGGAGGAGGCACUGCUUCAUUCCCUACAGGGACUCGGUCCUGACCUGGCUGCUGAAGGACAGUCUGGGUGGAAAUUCCAAGACCAUCAUGGUUGCGACGGUCUCACCCUCAGUGAACUGCUACAACGAGACCCUCAGCACGCUGCGCUAUGCCGCACAUGCAAGGAACAUCGUCAACAAGCCGCGGGUUAAUGAGGAUCCCAAUGUUCGGUUGAUCAGGGAGCUGAGGGAAGAAAUCGACAGGCUGAAGAGCAUGCUGCUCGGCUUUGAAAUGCAGCGUAACCUCAGUCCGUCCCUGAGCGACGAGCGGGACGGGAGUCUUUCUGAAAUCGUUCUCCAGAAUGAACUGAAGGUGGAGCAGCUGACUAAAGACUGGUCAGAAAGUUGGAGAGACAAGAAGGAGCUGCUGGAGCAAUACAGCGUGGACAUCAACGAAGACCGAGCCGGCUUCCUCAUCAGCUCCCUUCAGCCACAUCUAAUCGCUCUAGACGGGGACGUUCUCAGCACCAGAGUCGUCUUUUAUCACCUGAAGGAAGGAGUCACCUAUAUUGGAGAUCAGGACCAAAUCGAAGAACCACACCUAGUCCUGCAGGGCGGUGCCAGCUGUGAGAUUGAAAACCACGGGGGUGUGGUAACGCUCAGACCGCUGGCGGGCUGCGUCUGUCUGCUCAACGACAGAGAGGUCACGGAGCCCUGCAGACUGGCUCAAGGGUCCGUCAUUACCCUGGGAGGGGUGCACAAGUUCCGCUUCAACCACCCGGCAGAGGCGGCGGUCCUGAGGGAGCGCAGGCGGGCCAGUGAAGGUGUUUGCCCCUUCAACCAGGAUGACAGAGAGUCGAGGCCUGAGCAGCUGGAGGUUGCCGGUUUCACUCUGACUGAGGAGUCCACGGUGAGGCAGCGUGUGGACGAGCAGAAACGCUUGGUGGAGAGUCUGAGGCAGGACAUCCAGGCUGAGCAGAGACGAGCUGAAAGAGAGCUGGAGAGGGAUCAGGCCCACCUCAGGCAGCAGCGCACCGAGAUUCAGCAGUGGAUAGUUGAGGAGAAGCACAGUUUAGCGGUUGCAGGGAAGAUAACCACUCAUGAGUCGGGAGUUCAGGUGGAUCUCUUUCCUGCUCCGCUUCUGGAGAAACUACGGACUCACGUGUUCAGGGAUCAGGAGGUCGAGGAAAACCGGCCUCUUAUGAUGAGGGCCAGGAAGAAGGCUGUGCAGGAAGAGCUGCUGAAACAUCACGCCCUCUGCCGCGCCCAGAGCCGCAUCCAUCGGAAAAGGCUGCAAUAUCAAUUAAAGAAAAUCGCCAACAAGCAGCAUCUGCUAAAAGCUAAGAGAGAAUUACAGCAGCUGGAAAAAAAACUUCCUCCAGGAUCGGACAGUCCUGAGUCUCCAGAUUUGGAAUCUCCCUCAAGGCUCAGAGGAGAGUCGCUGUCUUCUCGAAGACACUCAUUGUCAGCAGAUCUGUUGUCCCGGCUCUACCCUCAGAACACACCUAUCUUCAGACAUUUCCUAAAGAGGAACAAGUCCUCAGAACGGACUUUAAAUUCGUCUCCAGCUGCUGACUCCAUCGUCAGUAGAAAGUGGAUCUCAGACGAGUGUCUUCCUCGAGAAAGAACGCAGAGUUGUUCCGGAUCUUUCUUGUCAGGCCGUAGUAGGCCCUGCUCCUCUGAGAACGUCCCACAAGCUGCCAAAGAUGAGCCGCAGUGUCGAGGAAAACCAGAGAGAAAACCUCUGCUACCGAACCAAGACUUGUUCCUUAAGAACCGCCUCAAACAGAAUGCAGCUGUUGGACCUGCGUCACUGCAGGUCAACAAGGAAAAUGAUCAAAGUUCUCCCACUCCCAGACCUGGUCCUGAUUCAUCUUGUUUGGUGAACUUAAAAAUUUCUGACCAUGUAGGAAACAUCAGACUAGGAACCAGCAGAAGACCAUUUUUUCCUCCUGUGAGUCCAAGGGUCAACACGGCUCUGUCCACGGUUUUCAGAAGAUCUCCCACAUGUGCAAAAGGAGGACAAAUGCCGAAGCCUCAUGGGCGAUUAGCAAGCAAGUUUCACGGAAGACUAAGAGGACUCAAGAGCCUUAAAGAGGCCAAAGCGAAUCCGAGCAGCGGCGCCAUGAAAGCCGCCGUCUCGUGUGAUGAGCUCGACCAGAAGUUUCUGUGUGGGAGCAUCAGACGGUGGCACAGCACAGAAGCUCUGAUGAACCAAACCAGCGGGUGCAAAGAGAAGCACCAAAGACCGCCGACAUGGCAGGACGAGGACUUGGAGGACAGAACGUCGGAUUGUGAGAGUCUUUUAUCCCUCGACUCGUUGUCUUCUGCUCACGCUGCCGCUCUGGCCGCGCAGCUGAGAGAGGAGGAUUCGAACCUGAGUGAAGCAGAAAGUGAAAUGUCCACGGAUUCACUGACGGUAGAAAACAGAGGGAAACGGGCAACGGUGCGUGAAAGUGACCAAACUGUGGUUUCUACGUACUCUUUGGUAGAAGAUUCUGUGCUUUCAUCCAUGCAGAAUGACAGAAUCCCAGAAAUUGAACCUGCUGUUAUUCUGUCAGAGGAAAUCUGGAUGCAGCAGAUGCUUCCUCCUCAAAAAACACAAACUUUUGCAUUAAAAAAGCCUCCAUGCUCAUUUGAAGCAGAUUUCCGAGGCAAAGAUGAUGUGCAUAAACUGACUGAAGACUUAAGAAACAUGCAGCCCAUUUCAGCCGGCAGCUCAGAGCUGGGAAACCUGCUGGUACUCACUGAUCCGGAUUUGUUCAUGGGAGCAGGUGAGAGCUUCCAAACCAAGACGCUUUCCCAAAAGGAAGUGAGGCUGAUUCAUGCAGGGAGGAGUGCAGGUAACAGGAAGAUCUCAGAUGCUCAGGUUGGAGCUAAAAAUCACAUUUCCUCGUCCAUCAGCACUGAAGGCAUGAAGGCAGCAGUGCAAAAACAAGGCCUUGAAGAAGCCACAGGAGAACCUCCAGGGUUUGGGAAAAAGGAUGCGUUUUGUUUGACCCAAUCCACUCCCCAAACCCCCAAAACAGAUUGGAAUUUGUUUGGGAAAGAUCCAGUAGCUCCUGAAAGGUCAUCUGAAACUGGAAUGACUUUGUCAGGUUUUCCCUCUGUGGUGGAUUUCUCCUUAAGUUUUGAAAACUACUUUGAAGAAACCGAUGGCAACCUAAAGACACCUGACUUUCAAGGACAAAAGGUGACAGAAGCUGAAGAACGGCCAUUUGCACUGGAAGAAACCAAGAAUGCCGAGCCGCCUGCUGCACAGAGGAGGGAAGUUGUUAAACCGGCUUGUAAAAAUUCCAGGAAAAGGAACAAAGAACAGCAAGAUGUUUUUAAGGGCAGCCUGAAAAUUCCAAAAAGGAGCAACAGCGGGGAGCUGGUUACUUGCUCCAACACUCAAGGCUUCAGCCUGAAAAAUAAACGCCGCGAUGACAGAAACGACAGCAGUCGUGGCGAGAGGCGGACUGACAGCUGUGGACCUCCUCACAGCAGUGAUCCAGCAGAAGGAGGAGCCUUAGAUUUCGAUUCCUCUCCAGUUUCUGAUCCUGUGGCUGAAUCAAAGUAUCGUGUCUUUAGAGAUGAGCUUGAACACGGUGAUAGGAUUUCAGUGGGGGCUGCGUCCGCAGGCGACAAUGCAGACGUGGGAAAGGUGAAUGAAACAAAAGGGAAACAUCAAAUGAACGAGCUCAGGAAACAUCAGGACAUUUUAAACCAUAAAUGCAGGUCAGACUCCAUCUGUAGUGCUAUUGAUCUGAGGAUUUCUGAACUAGUGCAAGAUCAUGACAAGCUGCAAUCGGGUGUCAAAGAUGGAGCCAGGAAGUACGGGAUUCAGAGUGUAAACACCUAUGAGCUUCCAGACCGUGAGCUGGAGUUAACAGAAACUAAACAAAAAAAGGAAACUAGUAAAGAUGUAAAGCAAAAGAUCAGAAAUGCUUGUGUUACAGCUGAGACUUUGGCAUCAAAGACGACAACGGAAAAUCCAUUUCUGUCAAAUGAGAUCCAGAAAACCUGUAAGUCAAUCAGUUUGAACGCAGAAAAUGAUUCUUUUUCACCUAAAAAAUGUCAAGAUUUUCCAGAAAGCGCUCCUUCUCUUCAAAACAUUCAUGUGGAUCAGCAGAAUGCGCCUCCUGUCACCACGGAUGUCUGUUCUAAGAACGUGAGCAGCCAGAGAAGUCCCAAGAGCCCGGGUUCAAAAGCUGACUUCCUCCUGCAGCUCUCGACGCAGAGCUCGGGUCCACAACUUCACCAAAAACGUCCCAAAUUUCCAUCACAAGACACCAACUCCACUGAUUCUGAGGAUACAGCUACAUCCAUCGGUGCCAAAACUGAACUUCAAACGGUUUACAAAACAUCUCCAGAAGCUGACAUUGAAUUGCAUCAACUCCAGGCGAACCGACGUCUCUGCAGCCACGUCAGUGGAAACGCUGGCAUGGAUCUCAUGGACCAACCUUCCUGCACGGCUGAUAGAACUCACAAAGACAAAUGUCAGAACCAAUCAGAGUGCAGCUUUGAUAAACACACGCGGAUGAGAAACAGAGACGGAGAGGUGAGGAGUGUUAGAGAGGUUAAACCUUCACAGGAAACCACAAAAGAGCGUAGUUUUAGAGCUGCAGCCUCCAAAGAAGACAAGAGAAACUCUGUUUCACUUAGAAAUCCUUCCUCUGUGUCCAAAAUAAACUGGUUUAAAAAGAAAAAGUCCAGCCUGAAGGCUGGUUCCUCCUCUGAUUCCUCUUUAAAGACCACGGAUGAAGAUGAGGAGGAUGAAAAAACCUCUAAAGGGCUUCAUAGUCAACUGUUUUCUAAAUGGAUUAAGUUGGGCACCAGGCAGUGCUGCAAUAAUGAAGUUCAGCUUCCCAGCAAGGAAAUGUGCUCCGGUUCUCCUCCAGGAGCAUCACUGAACCAAAGUGGGGGAAAACAUGUAACAGACCCGCAGAGAGGUGAACCAAAACAAGAACUUAGAACGGGAGAGUCUCAGGACUAUCCCAUCCAUUUCGCCUCCAGUGACAUCAAUCCCUUUGUGCACCAGUGGCAAAGCUGCAGCUCGAAGCAUCAUGGCUGUAGAAACCCAGCAUUCGGAAGCGCUGCCGACCUUUCCUGUAAAUCCCCUCUUCUAAACGGCUCAGAAAACCAGAUCACAAGGUGCUGCAGUGUCGAUAACGGCUUGAAUGGACAGGAAUCUCCUUUCAACUCCCACCUGAGCACCUAUGCCACCGACAAAGGGCUCACCAGCACACUGAGCAGCAUGGAGGAUCACAAAGGAAAGGCAUGCUCGGGGUUUCCUGCCUGUCAACGAGGGUCUGCAGACUGUCACAGACGUCGGGAAGCAUACAGCCGCUCCUCAGGUCACGACGCUCCUCUCAACACCUCCUGCCAGGUGGAUGAAAUCAUGUUUGUUUAUUCGUCCGAGCUUGAGUGCAAGACGAGUCAAAUGGCGGGGCGACAGAGGCGGACGUGCGAGCACAGCACGCAAACUAAAGCGUGCGACGGAAACGGCAGCAGCCCUCCGAGAAGAAAAGAUCGUCACAAACGGAGUAACACCGAUGUUCCGUCGUUCCACAAAAGCAAAGUAAAGGAAUCGCCCACAUGGGCCAGUAUGGAAAGCAUGUCAGCACGCCUUUCUAAGCUGAUCGACAGCACUUCAGACCUGCUGGGAGACGUUCAGGGACUGAGGUCAGGGGACGCCAGGAAAUCCUGUUCCAGUAGAAGCAACCCUUCGUCCUUCAGUGAAGCUCAUGACAGCACCACGAGAGACGGGUCAACCCAGACAGCGUCAGAUGUUGGGAUCCAAACAGAGGAACCUUUAGCGCCGUCAGAUGCUGAUGCUGCUGCUCACUUAGGCAGGGGGUCGUUUAAGUCUCACGAAAUCAAUGUGACAGUUAAAGUCAUCGGGUCGGAAGUUAUCAGUGCUUCUCAGGACCAGAAUGGACAAUGUGUGGUGAAAUCCAAAGCUGGUGAGAAGAUUCAAAGCAUGCCUGACCUGAGGUGUAGCGCCUCUGCAGCCGCUCAGUCACAGGCAGACUCCAUCAAAUCGUCUUCUGGGAAGAUGGCAGUAGGUUGUCUCAGGCAUGUUAGAUCUGCUUCAUCUGGAGUUUCAAAGCACAGAACGUCUGCGGCACCGGAAAGCAUCCUCGGGUCUUCAGAGAAGAGGCUUGAAGAUCAACCUUCAUUAACAAACCGUCUGCCUGGUUUUUUAAAGAACCAGGCGAUGUACACAGACCGCGCUUCUUCUCCUAUUCUUACUGUGGGGACAAAAAGGGACUCCGAUCUUCAGGGGAAGCUCUGUCUUCCAAAAUACAGGAACCUUACAGCAGAACCUUCCUGUGGGGAGGAAAGUCAGAACGUUUCCUCAGUUCCACAAGACCUUCCCCGAUUCCAACAGGACUCUCUGGGUUUUGAUGAGUCAGAAACAGGAAGUUACCCAAGUCACAAGGACUUGGAGAGAUGUUCUUCAGAGUUUCUGCCGUCUCUAGAUCUUUAUAUGGAUGUUAGGAAAAGUCACGUGACCUAUACAGACAGAGACUUCCAUUGGUCAAGCUCGAAACAGUCAGUCAAGCCAACAUGUCGGAGUAUCUCCUGCAUGAACCCUGUUUCCCCCUCGCCAAGUUUACUGGAUGUGCAAAAACAGGAAGCCUCAAAUACCACAGAUACGUGUUUUGAUCCCUGCAGUCUUUCCAUUCUGAGUCAUGAGGGUAACAUGGAGUCACCGACGCCCAGUGAAUGCAACACAGAAGCCCUCGUAAACAUAGAACCUACUGUUCUGGACCAUCCAAGAGUGCCUGAGGACCUGCCCGUCCACAACAAGUUCAUCAACUGGUCAGGCGUGCGUCUCCCGCCAAACCAAAUGAGAGAUGACCCCAGGAGCAGCUCUGAUUGGGCGGAGGUGGAGAGGGUCGGUGUGGAGGCCGGGAGGUGGAGCGAUAGAAGAGAAAAAGAGAUCAUGAGGCUGCGGCAAGAGCGAGAGCAGGUGAUGGCGAAGGUCAACCUCAGCAUGAACUCCACACCUCUGACUGUGGAGCUGACCGAGGCCAAGCUCCAUUACGGGCUGGGAGAGACGGACGCUCUGCUGAAGAUGCUGUCCCCCAGGUCCAAGCAAGAUCUGCAGCCACAGGCCUCCGCUCCCACCAAGCAGCAGCUGUACGACCGGCAUCGGCGGAGUAUUGAGGGUACGAGGCAGCAGAGGGAGGAGCGCCUCCAGACUUUUCGCAGAGCUCGCAGUUUGAGUCCCAGCAAACAUCAGAGCUGCUCUCCUGAAGCAGUUUCCCCAUCCAACGAUCAGCGCAAAGACAGCAGCAGAUCAUCGGGUCGUUCCAAGCCAGACGGACAGUGUCCAACAGACAUCGAACUUCUGUUGCGAGAUUAUGGUCGAGCUCGGGAAGAAGCCAGGACUGAGAUUGCAAGAGCUCGAGAGCGACUGAAAGAGAGGACGGAGAUGGAAAAGAAGAGGCUCCAGCAGGAGAUAAAGCAGGAGGACUUCAGGCAUCGGACGAGAAUCAGCUGCAGCACUCUGUGCACUGGAUCCAGUCUGAGUCUGUCCUCUGGACCGACGUCGGGGUACAACAGCGGCAACGCCGGACAACCACGACCCUGCAGGACAGCGGCGCUGCCAGGACAGAUUGCAGGGAUUCAGGAUGAAGAGCAGAUGAAGACGAGGCCUCUCAUUUGCAGCCCUCAGAGUGUAAAGACACACCGAGCCUGGCUGUCAUCUCAGGAUCUGCAACGCGAGCCGUCUGUUGGCGACUUCGAGCCUCUGAUGACCUCGUCUCCAUCACCUCCACUCCUAACUGCCCAAAGCUCCUCCCACAACCUUUUCACAGCCCAUCAGGACAUCACCUGUCAACUGCUCAGCCAAGCCUUUGCUGAGGUCCAACUAGCUUCUUCAGGAGAUUUAGGCAACCUGAUGAUGGGCAAAGCAGCAGGAGGCUGGAGGUACCAGGGAGAGGAGAGAGCAGUUCAGGCAUUCUACAAGCCCUCCUCCAGUCCAUCUGUCCACGGCUUUCUGGGGGCAGGAGACCUGGACCGGACCCUGAACAGUCUGUGGGGCGUAAUCUGCCAGAUGUCUAAGAGCCACUUGUAUAAUCAGUCGGUCCGUUCUGUUUGGACUCGACCACUAGAGGACAGCACUCAGCUGGUUUACAUCUUAACAGAUCCAUCCACCUGUCACCUCAGCCAGCCGCGGGACUUCUGCUGCAUCAGCACCGAGUCCAAACAGGGUGGCCUCUGCAUUCUGGCAAUGCGGUCUGUGUUUGACGAGUCUCUGCCUCGUCCCAGCGUUGACGCCAUUCGGGGGGAGAUGAUGCCCAGCUGCUGGCUUCUGCAGCCACUCAGACGCAACGGAAAGGAGGCAACCAGAGUCAUUUACCUUCUACAGCUGGACCUCGGAUCGCCGUCGUUUCCUCGCCGGCUGCUGAGCUCUGUUGCCAGGAGACAGGCGGCCGUCAUCGCUGAUCUGGAUGUUUUCCUCUCUUUGUAAACUAACUGCACAUUAACAGUCGACACUUAGACUAACGAGGAGUCUCACCUAUGUUUUACACACUUGAGUAUCUCAGAGCACUGUCAAACUUUUUAUGUAUGAAGCUAUUUUUAUAAUAUACAAUUUUGAUAUGUAUUUGUCUACAUGAAUGUGUUUAGUGCUAUGUUUUACCAAAGUUUCCAUCCAUUUGGCUUUAGAUUAAGACCACUUUAAGGCAUCAAAACGCCCUAAGACUCUAAAAAUUGUAAUUAAAGUUUUAAAACCAGUCGCUCCAAACACACAAACCAUAUGUAUGUGGGGUAAUACUUGCAAAUUCCUUGUUAAGUCUCCUCAAAUAGGAUAAAUAAUCACUUUUCUUUAUGCAGAAAAACUCAUUCCACUAUUGUAGGAACUAAAACUGUGAUUCUCAUGCAGUAUUUUGUAACAAAUCAGAAGAAGAUUGCAGCUUUUCUGAUAGGAAAUCAAUCAAAGAACAGGUGAGAUGAACACACCCUAAAGUCUCUCUGAGAUAAUGCGCCUUCCUCCCAGCAAGAAGCACAAACGUGAACCUCAGCAUUGCAGAAAAUCCAAAAACCGUUUGGCAGCAAAACCUGAAGCUGCAACGAAACACAGCAGGGAGAGUUUUGCUGCCAACAUGUGUGCCAGAGGAUCUCCAUCCCAGAGCGCACUGGUUCCUGCUGGAGUGACGAGCUUCAUCCUGAGCUUUGGCGCUUUCAUCUGCUCCAUUGGAAAAGCUCUUUUACCUUACAAAGCUGUUCAAAUUUUUUAUAGGUUUGUUGAUAUUACAAAUAAAACAAAUGAUUCUUUCUUUUCGUUUCGUGUUUAAGCCAUAGAAGUUGAUCACAUUCAGAAAAGCUCCUAAAAACAGGUCAUAUGUUAUAUGAAGCCAUAAGAUUGAAACAUGUUAAAGCUCCAAAAAUCUGUAGUGUGGACUGAACCAAAGACAAACGGGUGCAAUAAGGAAAUUCAACGACAUUUUGUUUUUAUUUAUAUUAUUUUAAACUUGUAUAUUUGUAAAACGUCAUAUUUAUGUAUUUUGCUUUAAAUGUUGGACUUUUUUUGUUAAGUAUCUGUGAAGAAUUUUUGAAGGAACUUUUUUGUUUUUUUGGCUUGUUUAAAAAUGCAAAAUAUGUUGAUUUUCUGAUAAAAAGUGGGAUUAAAAGUGUGUUGUUGUUUUUUUACCAAAUAAAGUAAAGUGAAGUAAAAUA